Paraglomus brasilianum is the source of this 885-nucleotide messenger RNA. NCBI's taxonomy places the organism in Eukaryota, Fungi, Glomeromycota, Glomeromycetes, Paraglomerales, Paraglomeraceae. The record is from the annotation of a GenBank genome assembly.
AUGUCUAAACGAGAUUGCAUGGCUAUCCGGAGCAUACUUAAUAAUGGAGACGAUUACCAGUCCCUCAGCCCUACACUCUCUACAAGCGAUUCUGACACUGUACUGGAUAGCGACAAGCCUUAUGAAUGCGAAUGGUCUAAAUGCGGAAAAGCCUUUUCCCGACGCAGCGACCUAGCCCGACAUCGCAGAAUACACACUGGAGAACGACCUUAUCGCUGUAACUGGCAUGCCUGUGGUAAACAGUUUAUUCAAAGAUCCGCAUUGACAGUCCACUAUAGAACCCAUACGGGUGAGCGCCCCCAUAUCUGCGAACAUCCUAACUGUAACAAGAGCUUCAGCGAUAGUUCGUCGUUAGCUCGUCACCGACGGACACACACUGGCAAGAGGCCAUAUGAAUGCUCAUAUGCUGGGUGUGGGAAAACCUUCACACGCCGAACCACUCUUACCCGACAUGCCCGCGCACACGACCCUUCGUGGAAAGAAUAUAAUACUGCAUUCGAACCACGUCGCCGUUCUAGUUCACCGGGACCACAUCUCAAGUGUGCUACCACCACUACACAUUACAGAAAUGCCCCUCAAAGUCCGCCAACUCCCACAGACUGUUUCAAACCUAUCGGUUAUCCUCGUGUUACUCAGCCAGUAACUUGCUAUGGCACUCCAAUAUUGCCGGCAAUUCAUUGCUUACUUCCAUUGCCUCCAGUGCACGUCGAAUCGCAUUAUCCAAGCUCAGUCGUCGAUGCACGAUUCUUUUCAUUCAAGCCACAACAAGACGUAAACGACAUUUGCAAAUAUGGUUACCCAACAUCUGAGGCUCCGUUGGGUAUGGGAAGCGAACGUGAGAUGUUAUACUUCAAUAAUAGAUUGCCAUUAAGUUACCAUGCGUGA